AGUAUACACAAGGACAAAGUAGAGUUAACUCAACUUUGUCUAGCUAUUAAUACAUUGUGAGAGUAUUUGUGUAAUUCAGACCCUGACUUCAAUUACAAACUCUUAUUUCUCCGUCUUAACUUGAUAAUCUUCGAGUAAUAGGCUUUUUUUCGAAAUUAAUCUCAUAGGAACAAGUGUUGAGAGAUCAAUAGACACGAUGGACCCUGAAGAAGGUGUGUCAGCUCCUUCAACACCAGCAACUCCGGGGACUCCUGGUGCUCCUCUCUUUGGUGGAUUGAUCAAGCAUGAGCGGAGAAACGGAGGGAAUGGCAAAAAAUCUCUUCUUAAGAGCUGUAAAUGCUUCGGUGUUGAACCGUGGGCCUCAGAAGAAGGAACGUUGCCUGCUGUUACAUGCAUGUUACCUCCUCCUCCUAUUUCAUUAGCUAGAAAGGUGGGAGCAGAGUUUAUAGGUACUCUGAUACUGAUAUUUGCAGGGACAGCCACAGCCAUAGUGAACCAGAAGACACAAGGCUCUGAAACAUUAAUUGGACUGGCAGCCUCGACAGGCCUCGCUGUAAUGAUUGUGAUUCUGUCAACUGGCCACAUCUCUGGAGCCCAUCUCAACCCUGCUGUGACUAUUGGUUUUGCUGCUCUCAAUCAUUUCCCCUGGAAACAUGUUCCUGUGUACAUUGGAGCACAAAUUAUAGCAUCAUUUUGUGCUGCAUUCACGUUAAAGGUAGUUUUGCACCCAAUUAUGGGCGGUGGAGUCACUGUUCCUUCUGGUAGUUAUGUUCAAGCUUUUGCUUUGGAAUUCAUCAUCAGCUUCAAUCUCAUGUUCGUUGUCACUGCCGUGGCCACCGACACUAGAGCUGUAGGAGAGCUUGCGGGAAUCGCUGUAGGAGCCACUGUCAUGCUUAACAUACUAAUAGCUGGGGAGACAACUGGGGCUUCAAUGAAUCCAGUGAGAACCCUCGGACCAGCAGUAGCAGUAGGAAACUAUAAAGCCAUCUGGAUCUACCUUACUGCUCCGAUUCUUGGCGCUCUCAUUGGGGCAGGCGUUUACUCUGCUGUCAAACUACCUGAUGAAGACAGAGACAAUCAUCCAAAGCCUUCCCUGGAACAUAGUUUCAGAAGGUAAUUCAUCAGUAACACCAUCGAACCAUCAUAAUCGCCUAUAUUUGUAGAUGGUGUGCAGUUCUAUGAAUGUAAAAACACCUGGAAGGCAAGAGUGGGUUGAAUAAAACAAAAUCUUUCCACUCUCUCCAAAUGUACAGAUUUUGAGCAAGAUAUAACUUAUCAAAAGAACAGAUUAGAGCAAGAUAUAGAAGGAAUGAACAUUGGUGAGCUACUAUUGGCAAACUUAUGCGAUGCGUAGAAUUGGUGAGUUUUUACUGAAUUGUAAAAGAGACCUCUGUAUAAUGUAUUUCAAUUCACAGAACUAGUGCCACAUGAGUGGAAAUUCUUUUUCUUUUUCAUUUGUCUGAAAUCUUGGAGGGGUACGAAAUGAAACUGAGAGACUCGAUCCAUAUUUCCGUUUCUCUUAGGAAGCAAGCUAAUGAAUACGAAAGUAUUGUUCAUGACUAUCAAA
Molecule: messenger RNA, 1567 nt
Organism: Solanum lycopersicum (tomato)
Lineage: Eukaryota; Viridiplantae; Streptophyta; Magnoliopsida; Solanales; Solanaceae
Product: aquaporin NIP6-1
Biological process (GO): transmembrane transport
Cellular component (GO): membrane
Molecular function (GO): channel activity
Source: RefSeq, marked validated